Mercurialis annua (annual mercury) is the source of this 312-nucleotide messenger RNA. Its product is annotated as putative lipid-transfer protein DIR1. Gene Ontology annotation, biological process: systemic acquired resistance. NCBI's taxonomy places the organism in Eukaryota, Viridiplantae, Streptophyta, Magnoliopsida, Malpighiales, Euphorbiaceae. The transcript has a single exon. The coding region runs from base 1 to 312 and encodes 103 amino acids. Gene Ontology annotation, molecular function: fatty acid binding. The record is from RefSeq and is a predicted model, not a curated record.
AUGGCCAGCAUUAGAAGCAAUGUUAUGCAAUUUUUGAUGCUGGCAAUUUUGGUUAUAGCAAUGGUAAAUAUUGGCGAAGCGAUUCAAGUGUGUAACGUAGAUCACUUUGAUCUGCUGAGUCACUGCCACCCCGUCGCCACCGUAACGCCGGCUCCGACGCCGACUAAGGAAUGCUGUGAUGUUGUUCAACGUACUGAUCUGCCUUGUUUAUGCAAAUACAAGGAUAUGUUACCUAUUUUUGGAGUUGAAUAUUCUCGUGCCUAUGAAGUUCCUAGCAAAUGUGGUAUAACUCCACCAAUUUGUCCUGAAUAA